AUGGUGGUGUCCAGAAAGCCACAGAUAUGGCAGCAAUACAGCUGUUUUCAGCAGUGGGCAGAGAGUUCACCUGGUGAACUGAGGAGCCAGGAGAAUAAAAAUGAAAAAACAAGUCAUGUUCUUAUUCGGAACAAGAGGAGAUGGGUGCUGUCUACUUUUGAAAUUGAAGAGAACCUUCUUGGACCUUUUCCCCAACUGUUAACACAGUUGCACAACGAUCAGUACAUAAAUGGAGCCACCAAAUUCCGUCUCAGUGGUCAGGGUGUGACAGAGGAACCGAAGGGUGUGUUUACGAUUAAACAAAAAACUGGUGAAAUCUUCAUACACAAGCCCCUAGACCGAGAAGCAUAUUCUAUUUUAAAAGUGCAGUUUGAUGUGUUGGAUCAGAAUGAUACCUUGGUUGACAAAUCAUUAUAUUUCAAUGUGAUCAUAACAGACAAGAAUGAUAAUCCACCAGUAUUUUUUCCUGAUAUUUUAAUUGUAUACCUUCCAGAGAACCUAAAAGAAGGUAUACUUCCAUAUUCACUGAAAGCCAGCGACAGAGAUGAGGAAGGCAAAGACAACUCUCGCAUCUCAAUGAGAAUAGUGUCUCAGUAUCCAGCUGUUCCAAUAUUUUUCCUGAAACCCUUUGUUAGCAUGCAAAACAGCUUGGUCUCAAAGCUCGGCUUUAUCGGGUGCUUUGAUUAUGAUAAAGUAAAGUCUUACAAAAUCCUUGUUGAAGCUCGGGAUCAUGGAAAGCCAUCACUCUCAUCCACUGCAACUAUAAAUGUCUUCAUCACUGACUCCAACACACAUGCACCUGUUUUCACUCUUCCAAAGUUCAGUGCUCAAGUCAAUGAGAUGGAAACAAAUAAGGAGAUUUUAAGGAUUCCUGUGACAGACCAGGACACUCCCAAAACUCCAGCAUCCAGAGCAGUGUUCACUAUUCUGAAGGGUAAUGAGGAGGGCAACUACAAGAUAGAAACAGACCCCAUUACCAAUGAAGGAGUGCUGACUGUCAUCAAGGGAAAGGAUUAUGAGAGAACUACUCUAGCUGAGCUGGAAGUAAGAGUGGAAAAUGAAGAGCCAUUAUUUGUAUGCAUUAAUGGAAGGCCAUUUACUCCUGUACCAAAGGCUUUAAAAAAUUACAGCACGGCUAAAAUUGCUGUCAAAGUAAUUGAUGUGAAUGACCCACCCGUGUUUCGGAAUAAAAUUCAGAAGAUUUACAGGAUUGAGGGGGAGGAGCCGGGAGAUGUGUUGUAUACACCCACAGUCACAGAUGAGGAUUCAGAUCCAGCAAACAUUAGGUAUGAGCUAGUACAUGAUCCAGCUCAGUGGAUGUCCAUAGACCCAAAGACAGGCAAGAUUACCCUGGUGAAGAAGUUGGACCAUGAGUCUCCCUAUCUCCAGAACAGUACCUACACUGUCACGAUGCGAGCGAUAGAUGAUGGGGAACCUCCUGCAACCAGUACAGGCACUCUGGUGGUCUAUGUGGGAGAUAAGAAUGAUAAUGCACCCCAUCUUACCUCCAACACUUCAGUGAUGUGUGUGAAUAAAGUUGACAGAGUCAGACUCAUAGCAGAAGAUACAGAUGCUUUUCCCUUUAGUGGACCCUUUACCUUUAUGCUUGGAAGAGAUGAUCAGGAGCUGCAGAACCUGUGGAAGCUUGAGAAAAGCAUAGUAGGGACUGAAACCUCAUUGAUCAGUUUAAACAUCUUGCCAUAUGGGAAUUAUACUGUUCCACUUAAGAUUUUGGACCAACAGGGGGUGGAGGCACUUAACAUCUUACAAGUGAUGGUUUGUGACUGUGGGAAAGCAGAUGUGUGUCGAAGACCAAGACCUCGAUCAUCCCGCCUUCAUAUAAUAGCUAUAGGAAUUCUACUAGGAGCCCUGCUUAUGAUGCCUGCGUUUCUUCUGAUGGCUUUUCUGCUCUCCUGCAAAGAAAAGAAAACUAUGAUCCCAAGUGAUGAGACUCCUGACUGGUAUCUUAUUAAUUCCAACAUUGAGACACCUGGCACAGACUGCAAGAUGCCACCCAAAAUACCCCAACUGGACAUGAGCGAGAAUGUUUUGAAUACAACCAAACCUCUAGGUGCUCAAAAUGUGAUUUCAACACAGGAGUCAUUGCUUCAAAAUGGUUUUGAAUCAGGCAUUGAACAACAAAUGAUUAGGAGAUCUUUAAGACGGAGUUCAACAAGACAUUCUUAUCGGCAGAUAAAAAAUUAUGAUAUGAUGGUAAGAUGUUAG
Messenger RNA from Clarias gariepinus (North African catfish), 2226 nucleotides. RefSeq names its product cadherin-like protein 26. Gene Ontology annotation, molecular function: cadherin binding; calcium ion binding. The record is from RefSeq and is a predicted model, not a curated record. NCBI's taxonomy places the organism in Eukaryota, Metazoa, Chordata, Actinopteri, Siluriformes, Clariidae. Gene Ontology annotation, cellular component: adherens junction; catenin complex; plasma membrane. The transcript is spliced from 16 exons. Gene Ontology annotation, biological process: homophilic cell-cell adhesion; calcium-dependent cell-cell adhesion; adherens junction organization. The coding region runs from base 1 to 2226 and encodes 741 amino acids.